UUCUAUCUUUGUUCUCAAAAUGGCAACCACUUCAAAAAGACUAGCGGGGAAAGUAGCAGUGAUAACUGGAGCAGCAAGGGGUGUUGGAGAGUGUACUGCAAAGCUCUUUGCUGAACAUGGGGCAAAAAUCGUCAUCGCGGACAUCCAAGACGAACUUGGUCAAGCGGUUUGUGAGGCCAUUGGCUCGUCAAACUCCAUAUACGUGCAUUGUGAUGUCACCAAUGAAAAAGAUGUCGAAAAUGCCAUAGAUACUGCAGUGGCCACUUAUGGGAAACUUGACAUAAUGUUCAAUAAUGCAGCAGUAAUAGACCCUAACAAGGAUCGCCUCAUCGACAAUGAAAAAACAGACUUUGAGCAUGUGCUCAAUGUCAAUGUCACAGGCGUCUUUUUAGGCAUGAAACAUGCCGCUAGGGUUAUGAUUCCAGCACGAACUGGCUCGAUAAUAUCAACUGCUAGCGUUUGUUCAAGUAUUGCUGGGGUGGGCUCACAUGCUUACACUUGUGCAAAGCAUGCUGUAGCCGGUUUGACCAAGAAUAUAGCAGUUGAGCUUGGACAGUUUGGCAUUCGAGUAAACUGUUUGUCACCUUAUGGAAUGGCCACACCAAUGGCCACAAGUUUCUUGAGGCUUGAAGUGGAAGCUUUUGAAAACAUGAUGAACUCAGUUGGAAACCUUAAAGGUCCAACACUCAGAAGCGAUGAUAUUGCUAAGGCUGCCCUUUUUUUAGUGAGCGACGAUGCUCAGUAUAUUAGCGGACACAAUCUAUUCGUUGACGGUGGGUAUAGUAUUGUUAAUCCAUCAUUCGGCAUGUUUAAAUAUCCAGAGAAUCCUUAAUCAAGAUUUACGUGAGUCACCUACGUCCAGUACCGAAAGUGAUAAUAAAAGUGGGCUUUUGAUUUGAUCAAAGUAGAGAAGCUCGCCUUCUUUAUGA
Molecule: messenger RNA, 929 nt
Organism: Cynara cardunculus var. scolymus (artichoke)
Lineage: Eukaryota; Viridiplantae; Streptophyta; Magnoliopsida; Asterales; Asteraceae
Product: secoisolariciresinol dehydrogenase-like
Exons: 2
Coding region: 20-832 (270 amino acids)
Molecular function (GO): oxidoreductase activity, acting on the CH-OH group of donors, NAD or NADP as acceptor
Source: RefSeq, a predicted model, not a curated record